Molecule: messenger RNA, 1946 nt
Organism: Stegodyphus dumicola
Lineage: Eukaryota; Metazoa; Arthropoda; Arachnida; Araneae; Eresidae
Cellular component (GO): chitin-based extracellular matrix
Molecular function (GO): structural constituent of chitin-based larval cuticle
Source: RefSeq, a predicted model, not a curated record
UUCAAGGACUUCAAAGCGAAAACUAUGAUUAACUCCGAUUUAAAAAGUUCACCUACUUUUAACCAGCGUAAUUUUCCCCAUUCCAUUACUUUCUCCUUCAGUCAUCCGGUGCCGCCAAAUAAAAGACUAACGGAGCUAAAAAAGAACAUAACAAAGAUUUAUUUGUGAUUUUAUGGUCGAAAAUUAAAAUUCUUUUUAAAUGUUUAUGAAUAAAGGAAGUCACACCUUUUCCAUGGCCUUCUGACAUCAUUGGAUCCAAAGUAUAUAUAGGGGGUACCAGUCUGUGAUCAAAGCAGAUCAAUAUUCUCCCAACGAAACGAUCUCAUCUUCAGGUGGAACGGAGUUCAAUCUAAAAUUCAUCAGGAUCAUGAAAUUCACUCAGUUCGCAGUUGCAAUCAUCACAUUGCUCGGAUAUGUUAGGGCAUCUGGAUAUGGUAUAGGAGGAGGAUUCGGCGGAGGAAUGGGAGGAGGAUAUGGCGGAGCAAUGGGAGGUGGAUAUGGAGGUGGAGCGGGAGGAAAUGGUGGAAUGUUUGCGCCUAAACCUUUUAACUUUGGCUACAAUGCUAGAGAUGAACAAGGUAAUAACCAUUACAGAAGCGAGAAAGGUGAUUCCAGUGGGAACGUACGUGGUUCAUAUGGGUACACCGAUCAGCAGGGAUUAUACCGUGUUGUUGAAUAUGUAGCCGGUCCACAAGGAUUUCAAGCUGAUGUCAAAACCAAUGAACCAGGAACAGACAAUAAAAGCCCAGCAGAUGUUAAUAUGUCUGCUCAACAACCACCAGCUGGUGUUCAAGAAAAAUACACACGUAGAGGAGGAUCUGGAGGUUUUGGUGGUUAUGGCGGCGGAUAUGGUGGAAUGGGAGGUGGAUAUGGCGGAUCUGGAGGAAUGGGAGGUGGAUAUGGCGGAUACGGCGGAGGAAUGAUGGGAAAAAGCCUCGGAGGCGGAAUGGGCGGUGGAUAUGGAGGCUCAUUUAGUGGUGGAGCUGGAGGCAUAGGAGGCGGAGGCUUAUUUGCUGGAAUCGGGAUGGGUGGCAAGAAAAGCGGUUAUUAGAAGCCUAAAACGAAUCUAUUCUUUUUGAAUUCUCAACCUACCGAAAAUAAUGUAUUCCAUUUGCUUAAGGUUUCUUGUCCAAAAUUUAGUGUAUGCGCGAAUAUUUUUUCCCUCUGAAUUUAAAGCUCUAUAAAAAGAAGCCUUCCUAAGGGCAAAAAAUUAGGCAACUCUCAAACGCAAAUUUGUACAAAAAUGAAGCAAUUGGGAAGUAUUUUAGUUAUACAGCAUACUAAAACUCAUUCAUUCAGCUUAAUAAAAUGCUUGCAAAAGUGCAGUCUUUUAUAUAAAAAUUAAAACUUCGGACUGGAAUGUUUAAAGCUAUAAAUACUCGUAAAUAAGAAAGGGUAAUUGCGGAUGCUAAAAAUAAAUUGUUAAUUACCUACAAAAGUAUAAAAUUUUGAAUGUGAAGGCUAAUUCAGAUUCCUACCUUUAAAAAGUAUCUAAAGCGAAAUUCAAAGUACUUAAUUUUCUUCCCAUGAAAUAUAUCAGGCUACUCUUGCUUCUAUUAUUCUUCCUUUGCUGUACCUAUAAUUGCUUUUCACUAUAAAUGCAGUAGCUUGCUGGUUUAUUUUUGUGCCAAAAAAAAAAAAAAAAUAAAUAAAUAAAAAGGUGACUCAUUAGUUGUUAUUUGCUUAAAAAUUUAUUACAACAUUGCUACGCUAGAUGGCGCCACGUCCAAGCGCAUUAGUUAUUCACUUUGCCACACUAAAUGUGAUAUUUAAGCAAUUAUUUAUUAGAAUUGCCAAUUCUUUUGUUGGAAGUCUUAUGUUUUGAGGUUCAUAUAUAUACAUGGGUUAGUGCAAUUUCAUGUGUUUCCUUUCAGGGUAUCAUUGUUUUAUAUACUUCAUCUUCUGUAGUAGUGCUUGAAAUAUGUGAUCAAUAAAUUGAUUAAAAA